AUGUCGGCUCAAUUACAGACCCCGUUGCCGCAAGUCGGGAAGCUUGUGAGCGUUGUUCCCGUCGGCCUGAAAGAAGCUGCGCUCGACUCCCCGACCUUUCGCGCUACGACCCUCCACCUUUGUGACCAACUCGAGUUCAUUGAGAAAUGGCUGGACGGAUAUGCCAGAGCUGCAACGAAACUCUCAUCUGAGCUUCUAGCUCUGGAGAAUGUUGUCAGCAGUUUCCUCUCCUACUCCACUCACCCCUUGGUAGUCUCCGAAGCGGUGGUUGAUCACGACUAUACUUUGCUGGCGAUGAGGAGGUGCGGGGAGAGCGCAAAGGACCUGUGGAGUGGGUUAGUGACAACGACUAAGAAAAUGGGACAAUUAAUUUCUGAACCCAUCACUACCUUCAUCCAUGAGGAUCUACGGCACUUCAAGGAUACACGCCGUGCCCUCGAAAAUACCCAGAAACAGUACGACUACUUGCAAGCGCGUUAUGCCUCCCAGUCAAAAUCAAAAGAUACAUCUGCUCUACGGGAGGACGCAUUCCAACUUCAUGAAGCCCGCAAGGCCUACCUCAGAGCGUCAAUGGACUUUUCCGUCCAGACACCUCAAAUUCGAAAUGCCCUGGAUAAACUUCUCGUCCGUGUUUCAUUCGAUCAAUGGCGAGAGUUCCGAGGAUUCCAUAACAACAACAAUGCGACCUUCUCUAAGUGGGCGAAUGAGAUGGAACGUGUCAAGGGUUGGGUCCAUGAGAUGGAAGGAAGCGAUAGGUCCUCUAAAAAGGAACUAUUGGCGACAAGAAAGCAGAUUGAAGAGGCUGCUGAAAUUGUGGCAAGGCCCUCUCGCGAACUAGAGGAUUAUUCUGUCUCCACUGUUCCCUACCUUGGUUCUCGUCCUAUGUCAGCGCUCAACAUGAGCAAGGAAGCAAAGCCAGAAAAACAAGGCUGGAUCAACCUAAGAACCUUGUCCGGAAAGCCCACUCGUACAGCUUGGGUGAGACGAUGGGCCUUCUUGAAACAUGGCAUUUUUGGGUGCCUUGUUCAAGGUGCACGUACUGGUGGUGUCGAGGAAAGUGAACGCAUCGGCGUAUUACUUUGCAGUGUUCGUGCUGCAUCCCAAGAGGAGCGACGAUUCUGUUUCCAAGUGAAAACCAAGAACAAUAACAUAAUAUUGCAAGCCGAGACACAGAAGGAAUUGAUUGAGUGGAUCGGUGCUUUUGAAGCCGCCAAACGAAAGGCUCUUGAGAAUCCGAGCAGCACUGACUUGUCUGUAUCUGGAAAGAUGACAGUGCAAGACCCUGCUUUUGCCAUUUCACAGCCCCCAGCUCCCGAGUUUACGGCCGACCCAAGUGAUUCCCUCACACCUCAUCCAAACGACGAGUCAAAUGGGCCGGACCGCAGUGCAACACUUCCAAUCCCAGACCGUGAUGGUCUUGCUUACAGAGCUAGCACUGAAAUCAGUAGUCGACGACUCACUGGUAAUGACAGCGAAGGAUCUACGAGAGCACACAUUAUCCAGAAGCUGGACCUUCAUCGCAAGUCGAAUAACGCCCCGCCAGCAUCACCCUUGAUACCGGGUCCUGCGGGUGGAAUUGCCAGCCUCAUUUCGGCCAGUCAUAAUAUUUUGCCCUAUAAUGGUGCUAGCGUUGCCAACGUGAAAGACAGAGAUGCCGGCCGAGGACGAAGCCUGAGCAAUUUAGAUGAGCCUGGAUCUAGUCUUGCCCCGCCAACUCUUGCUAACCCACCAGCUCCCACAAGUAUGAGCAAAGCUGCAGUGGUUGUGAGUGGUGAAAGGGGCAUUGGACUAGGCAUGGUUGAUAGCUCGGGUGGCAUGCCGAGUGGAAUGAUGGCAAAUCUUUGGGGAAGUUCCAAUUGGGGCUUCCUUAACAAAUUCCAGUGGGAAAGGGCCCAACAGGCCAAUGGAAAUCAUAUGGAUGAUGAUAUGCCCUCCUCUCCAAUGAGCGACUCAUCAAAACGAACAAUUGUUCCCCAAACUGACACCUCUCGUCCAAUGUCUGGGCCGCGUCACAGACAGACUGUCAGUCUUGACGGCGAGGCUGCAUCUAAGAUUCAACAAGCGGCCCAAGAUGCAGUCAAGAAUAAUGCACGAGAAAGAUUUCCGGCCAUUUACCCCCAAACAUUGAGAACUCAGGAUGCUCAGUUCCGAUUGCUUUUCCCAGAUGUCAAGCCAGAGGAAUCUUUGGUCCUCGUUUUCAGAGCAACCUGGAGUCCAAACGAUUCACAGGAAUUCCCUGGAAGAGCCUAUGUCACAACUACGAACAUCUAUUUCUACAGUCAUCAUUUUGGACUUGUAUUGACAACAAGUGUUAGCCUAGACAGUAUCAAAGAGGUCACAGCGGCUACUGGUCGAGAUUGCGAUUUUCUCUUCCUCCACACAAUCCCACCAUUGGGUAGUGAUACCCCUGGCCGAAUCGCAAUCAAGACGUUCCUCGAACCGCUCAAGCUUCUCCAGAAACGUCUAAGCUUUUUGAUUCACGCAUCCAUUUCUGUAGAGCAAUUAAGCCUCGAGGAGAUGUUGAAAGAAUUGAUCAAAAUGGACAAUGGAAGCAAUAAUCGCGCGCCAAGCGCAGACAGUUGGGAAGAUAUUUCAUCUGAUACAUUCAAUGAUCCACGCCUUGCCACCGUUGGCCGUGACAUUCGCGCUCCUAUCUACAUUGACAAAGACCUUGAUUUGGACAGAGGUCAAAAUGGGCGAGGGCGAGACAUUCCAAAGUUCAGACUUCCUACCCAGCCUGUGGAGUAUGUGCCUCAGGGCGAUAUUGCACUCACAGCUGAAAAGGUGCUUGAUGUUAGCCCGAAGGCACUGUUCCACAUCCUCUUUGGAGAUAAAGGUGCCGUCUGGCAAAUUAUGCUUCAUGAAAGACAAGCCAGAGAUAUCAAACAAGGCCCUUGGACAAGUAACGAAUCACACCACCUCAGACGAGACCUCCACUACAACAUUGCAAAACCAGACGUUUUCGGUCAAACUCGGGAUAACCCAGUCUCGGAUUACCAAAUCAUUGACGUGCUCAACGACCAUCUGUGCUAUGUGAUCACCGAUAAGCGCACUCCCUGGCAUCUUCCUCUUCGACGACACUUCAGAUUGGUCAGCAAGAUUGUGAUUACUUUUGUUGCUAAGUCGAAGUGUAAGCUUGCUAUUUACACGAAGGUUGAAUGGCUCAAGUCCAGUUACGGUCUAGGAGGUAUGAUCGACGUAAGGGCCAAUGACGAUUUGAAAGAAGAUGCAUUGGAUUUGAUCGAUUUGGCAAGUGACCAGGUACGCCGUCUAGGUGCACAUAGUCGGACCAAGAAGGCCAUCACCAUAUUUGGUCAUGUUGGACGCCAGGGAAAUGUUUCUCAUUUCAAUGGUGUGGGCACGAACGCGAAACUGCAGCCCCGAAGGCCAAGAGUCCAGCGUACUCUGCCUCAGAUGGUCACGGAGACAUCCUUAUCUUUCCUGGAAAGCACAUUGUCAAUGAUUAUGAUGGGAUUCAUCGAUGUCGUUCGCUGGUCAUGGAAGACCGCGAGCGCACACAAGAUCAUUCUGGUGCUUUUGCUCACCAGUGCGCUCAUGAAUGGCUAUUAUACAUCACGCGAUGGCUGGGAUUGGUGGCACGAGCGACACGCAGUGAAUUUCAUGGCUAGACUUGGGGUUCAGCCUAACAUGGUCAUGACCAAAUCCAUUUAUAUCCGAGACAUUGAUGAGGCAGUUGCAAACACGACGAUCUGGUCUCAGACCGGAAACGCUAGCAGUUGCUUCGGAGCUUUCCACGAGCAUACCAUGCGACAUGCGGAAUUACCCUUGUCCCUGAGUACCUCAGGACCUCGAGAUGCAGUCACUAAGAGUGCAACGAAACGAUUCCAGCAGACUCGUGAACGACUUGGAACAUAUCGCCAUAAUCUCCUGGUGUCGCUGCGCAUUGUGAACAAUAUUGAGAAGGAGGUCAUUCAGACCGAAUGGGAGCGCUGGCUCGGCGAGGAAGUUCGUCGUUGUCGCCAAGUCGAGAUCCUCCUUGGAGGUGGCAGUAGCGGCGAACAAGACGAAGCAGAAGCGCAGGCUCAACGUAUCUUCGCUGAAAACACGGACAAUGUAAAGCAAUGGUACGACAGAUAUUGUUCAAGCUGUCGACAAGAACAAGAACAAGCUCGAAAUAACGAGGGCGAAAACUUGCUGGGAUGA
Molecule: messenger RNA, 4164 nt
Organism: Penicillium angulare
Lineage: Eukaryota; Fungi; Ascomycota; Eurotiomycetes; Eurotiales; Aspergillaceae
Exons: 6
Coding region: 1-4164 (1387 amino acids)
Cellular component (GO): endoplasmic reticulum; cytoplasm; plasma membrane
Molecular function (GO): protein binding
Source: RefSeq, a predicted model, not a curated record